Messenger RNA from Poecilia latipinna (sailfin molly), 3910 nucleotides. It is a transcript of the gene mocos, whose product is annotated as molybdenum cofactor sulfurase. Gene Ontology annotation, biological process: Mo-molybdopterin cofactor biosynthetic process. Lineage: Eukaryota; Metazoa; Chordata; Actinopteri; Cyprinodontiformes; Poeciliidae. Bases 711 to 3224 code for a protein of 837 amino acids. The record is from RefSeq and is a predicted model, not a curated record. Gene Ontology annotation, molecular function: molybdenum ion binding; pyridoxal phosphate binding; molybdenum cofactor sulfurtransferase activity. The transcript has 15 exons.
GAAUUUUGAGCUUAAGGAAAAACUACCUGUAAUGCUUAAAGGUUAUCAAUAAAGCUUCAUUGGAACAAAUGUCCUCUAAUUAUUGGUUUCAAACAUGGAAAAGUGUGAUUCAGGGAUGUCUUCUGUUUUUAAUGCUUGUUUUAUUGUAAAGCACUUUGUGGUUUGUGACCUAUGAAAGGUUCUGCAUGAAGAAAGUUUCCUGGCUUAAUCCUGAGUGAAUGUGUUAGUUUGCAAUAAGGUUAAUUAUUUUGGAUCCAUUUUUAUUUGAUAAUAUUCUUGAAAAUCCCAAAACUUUUUUGUUGACAUCCCUUUUGAAUUUUUUUCCCUUACUCCAGUCAUUGUGUUGGUGCUUUUUAUUUCUACUUGAGGCUGCAGUGUGCCCUGCAUGGGGGGGGGGGGGGGGGGUCGCCCUCAUCUAGAACCGCCUCUGACUCCAACUGUAUAUCAGUUAUUAAACCGGAGUAUCUGAAGAUGGCUCCGGACUGAAUGAAGUCAGAACCGGAGCAAACUCCCUCUCAUGUCUGAGAUUCCUCACAUGUCCGCAUGUGACCGUCCACUGUCCGUCCUACCAGCCCGCAGGCUCUGGUUCCGGACGGUAACAGAAACACAAAGAGCGACUUUAACCCGUUAGUCGGUGUUUAUCUCUGGACUUUGGAGCUGAUAAUGACGGUAGCAGUGUGCUGAAGUGCGUCCAGCUGCCGGACCCCACGAUGGAUUUCCACGAUCUCUGUUCUUUUGAAUCUUUCCAGCAAUGCUGCGAUCAAUACGGCUACGGAGGGAACUUCCGGGACGUGGUGGAGCAGGAGUUCCGAAGGUCCAAAGGAGUUGCAUAUCUGGAUCAUGCUGCAGCCACUCUGUACCCGGAGUCUCUGCUCAGAGACUACUUCCGGGACAUUUCCACGAAUCUGUACGGAAACCCCCACAGCCACAGUCCCAGCAGCAGCUUGACACACGACACCGUGGAGCGGGUCAGAGACAGAGUGUUGCAGCAUUUCAACACCACCUCCAAAGAAUACUCAGUGAUCUUCACUUCUGGCUGCACAGCUGCUCUCAAGUUGGUGGCUGAGAGCUUUCCCUGGAGCUCCGGUGCUAAGAGGGAGGCUGGCAGUUUCUUCUGCUAUCUCACCGACAGCCACACGUCUGUUGUUGGCAUGAGAGGACGGACUGCAGCCCUGGGGGUCGUUGCCCUUCCCGUUGCCCCGCAGGAGCUGACAACCAGGGCAAAGGACAGAGUUCAGGGAGAAGAUGCUUCCUGCCAAACGCCGCACCUUUUCUGCUACCCGGCGCAGAGCAACUUCUCAGGGAGGAAGUAUCCUCUCAGCCAUGUGAGAGGCAUCCAGGCGAGACGCCUCUACCCGGCGUGCGACCUGCCAGGCCGCUGGUUCGUGCUGCUCGAUGCAGCUUCGCAUGUCGGCUGUUCCCCUCUAAGCCUUCAGGACUGCCCCGCUGAUUUCAUUCCCAUUUCCUUCUACAAGAUAUUCGGCUUCCCUUCGGGUCUGGGGGCUCUUCUUGUCCGUAACGACGCAGCAGGCAUACUAAAAAAGUCUUAUUUUGGAGGAGGCACAGCAGCAGCUUACCUUUCUGGAGAGGAUUAUUAUGUGCAGGUGGAAAACAUUUCUGACAGAUUUGAAGACGGCACUGUCUCCUUCUUGGACAUCAUUGCUUUAAACCAUGCGUUUGAAUCUCUUUACAGGAUAACAGGGAGCAUGCACAACAUCCAGCAGCACACUUUUGGCUUGGCACGCUACACUUACAUGCUGCUCUCAAGUCUUUGCCAUGGCAACGGUAGACCGGUGGCGCAGAUAUACACCGAGGGCCAGUUUGAGAGUCCAAUCACUCAGGGAGCAAUCCUGAACUUUAACCUCCUGGAUUCAAGUGGACAGAUAAUUGGGUACUCACAGGUGGACAGAAUGACCAGUCUGUACAACAUUCAUGUGAGAACUGGUUGCUUCUGCAACACCGGAGCCUGCCAGGCCUUCCUCGGCAUCUCCAGCCAGCAGAUGAAGAGAAACCUGCAGGCAGGUCAUGUCUGCGGGGACAACAUGGACUUGGUGGACGGCCAGCCGACCGGAUCCGUUCGCGUGUCCUUCGGCUACAUGUCCACCUUCGAAGACUGUCAAAACUUCCUGAAGUUUGUUGCCGAGUGCUUCGUGGAGAAACCCGUCACGGUAGACCAAGUCAGGCUGCAGAAGCUGAAAACAGCCGGGUCGCCAUCAGAGGAAUCCAAUGAACACCCUUCAGUUGAAAUUUCUAAUGGACAAAUCCACAAAGGAGCUGAGAAGAAAUCCACAGAAGCGUCUCGGAAAAGAUUUGGACAUGGAGGCUCAAAGCGCCCCGGGGAGGCUUACACUCUGACCAACAUCUAUAUUUACCCCAUCAAAUCCUGCAGCGCAUACGAGGUGCAGGACUGGCCGGUGGGGCCGCUGGGUUUGCUGUACGACAGAGGCUGGAUGGUGGUGAACCACAACGGUGUGUGUCUGAGUCAGAAGAGGGAGACGCGUUUAUGCCUCAUUCGCCCACAAGUCCACCUCGCCGCAAACAAAUUGUUCCUGCAGGCGUCGGGGAUGGAGAGCGUGUCGGUCCCCCUGGAAGACGACGUUCGGCUGCAUGCAGACUCUCGUGUGUGUCACAGUAAAGUUUGCGGGGACAGGGUGGAGACGAUGGACUGCGGAGACGAGGCUGCAUCAUGGCUUUCAGACUUCCUGGGACAGCCGUGCCGCCUGAUAAGACAACGUCCUGAUUACACACGAGAAAUGAAGAAGAAGCCAGCCGACGCUGCCGACUCCCCGCUCCUCUCCCUGGUGAACGAAGCUCAGUAUCUCAUGAUCAACCGUGCCAGCGUGGCGCUCAUUCAGGAUCUAAUGAGCAGCAGGCAGGACGGCUGUGAGGGCCAUCAGCUCCUCCACACGCAGAGCGUCAUCAGCCGCUUCCGCGCCAAUUUAGUCAUCGCUGGAGCAGAACCCUUUGAGGAGGAUAAUUGGUCACACUUGAUUAUUGGCGACACACGGUUCAUGGUCGCAGGUCGCUGCGGGAGGUGCCAGAUGAUUGGAGUAGACCAGGACACCGGAACCAAAACCAAAGAGCCGCUCAUCAGUCUGUCUGCAUACCGGACCGGGAAGGUGACCUUUGGUGUGUAUCUGAGUCACCAGGAUCCUGAGGGCUCUGCCAGAGCCAACGUCCUCUCUGUUGGGUCACUCAUCCGGGCCGAGCCACACAAUUACUGAACUGAUCAUCUGUAACAGCCUCUGUUUAUUCCACACUGCAAAAACACAAAAUCCUACAAAGAGUUUUCUGUUGACUUUCUAGUUCAAAUAUCUCAGUACUCUUAAAAGAAGACAAAACUCACUCAUGAGUAACAUUUCAGGAAGAUAGAGGAGCUUGUUUUAUGUCAGUAAUUUCUGAAUUUUGAUGAAAAUGUGCAGAUUAUUUCUCUAAUAACAGAAAAAAUGUCUUAUUAGUGAAAUAAUCUACCAGUGUGGAACUAGCACCCUAUAUCUAUACUCAUCAAGAAUUACUGACUUAAAUCAAGCUCCUAUAUCUCAGUUAGUUUUGUCUUAUUUCAAGUGUACUGAAGUAUUUACUAGAAACUAGACCAAAAAUAUUUCGGCACAUUAAUUUUUUUUUUUUGCAGUGUACAUACAGCUGUGGCCUUUUAUCCUCUCUGCAGGAUAAAAUUAUCUUAUCCUGCAGAUUUUCUGCUGUGAUUUUCUGACUGUGCUUGUUGUCCCGGUCGGCUCUGUCGAGUAUCAUGACGAAGCUCUGGUGGAUUAAAUAAAUCAGUUUAGUGUCAUUAGAUAUAAAAUUGCCCUGCCGAACCACAAAUAUUACCACAUUUUUUUGGUCUGGUUUCUAGAGCAAAUAUCUUAGCACACUAGAAAAAAGUCAAAAAUAACUCAAAUAAUUUUUCAGC